AUGUUGCGCUUGUCAAAAUCAACCCUGAGAUCUGCCUCGACUGGUUUCAAGGCCCCACAAUGCUAUGCCGGGUUCACCAGCUCGAGCAUCCGUCUAUUCUCCAGCUCCAUAGUUAACAUGGACAAGAUCAAGGUCAAGACUCCAGUUGUCGAACUUGACGGUGAUGAAAUGACCCGUAUUAUCUGGAAAAUCAUCAAAGACAAACUGAUCAAUCCUUACCUUGACGUUGAUCUGAAAUACUAUGACUUGAGUGUUCAGGCCAGAGACGAGACCAAUGACCAGAUCACUAUCGAUGCAGCCAAUGCCAUCAAGGAAUACGGAGUGGGUAUCAAGUGUGCCACUAUCACUCCGGAUGAGGCCAGAGUCAAGGAGUUUGGCCUUAAGAAGAUGUGGUUGUCUCCAAACGGUACCAUCAGAAACAUUUUGGGUGGAACUGUGUUCAGGGAACCAAUCGUCAUUGGAUCCAGAGUCCCAAGAAUCGUUCCUGGUUGGGAUAAACCAAUCAUCAUUGGUCGUCAUGCCCACGGUGACCAGUACAAGGCCACCGAUCUGGUGAUCCCUGGUGCUGGUACUCUUGAAUUGAAGUACACCCCAGCUGACGGUGGUGAACCACAGACUUACAAGGUGUUUGACUACAAGGGAUCUGGCGUGGGCUUGGCCAUGUACAACACGGACGAGUCUAUCAGAGGAUUUGCGCAUUCCUCCUUCAACAUGGCACUCACUAAGAAGCUGAACCUGUUUUUGUCUACAAAGAACACAAUCCUGAAGAAAUACGAUGGUAGAUUCAAGGAUAUUUUCCAGGAGAUCUAUGAUGCUGAAUACAAGGCCAAGUUCGAGGCUCAGGGUAUCUGGUACGAGCAUCGUCUAAUUGACGACAUGGUCGCUCAAAUGAUCAAGUCCAAGGGUGGAUUUGUCCUUGCAUUGAAGAACUAUGACGGUGAUGUCCAAUCCGAUAUCGUUGCCCAGGGUUUCGGAUCUCUUGGUCUCAUGACCUCUGUCUUGAUGACCCCAGAUGGAAAGACCUUUGAAAGUGAGGCAGCCCAUGGAACCGUCACCCGUCACUACAGACAACACCAGCAAGGUAAGGAGACUUCGACCAACUCCAUCGCCUCGAUUUUUGCAUGGACCAGAGGUUUGGCCCAAAGAGGUAGACUUGACAACACCCCAGAUGUGGUUGACUUUGCCAACAAGCUUGAGAAGAUUGUCAUUGACACCGUUCAGAUUGAUGGAAUCAUGACCAAGGACCUGGCCCUUGCUGGUGGUCACACCGAAAGAUCAUCUUAUGUCACCACCACCGAAUUCUUGGAUGCUGUGGCUAAGAAGCUUUCUGAGGAGGUGCAGGUUUAG
This is a messenger RNA of Kuraishia capsulata CBS 1993, 1347 nucleotides long. RefSeq lists its product as uncharacterized. Gene Ontology annotation, cellular component: mitochondrion. Gene Ontology annotation, biological process: isocitrate metabolic process. Gene Ontology annotation, molecular function: NAD binding; magnesium ion binding; isocitrate dehydrogenase (NADP+) activity. The record is from RefSeq and is a predicted model, not a curated record. Lineage: Eukaryota; Fungi; Ascomycota; Pichiomycetes; Pichiales; Pichiaceae. The transcript has a single exon. The coding region runs from base 1 to 1347 and encodes 448 amino acids.